Molecule: messenger RNA, 1892 nt
Organism: Paramecium tetraurelia
Lineage: Eukaryota; Ciliophora; Oligohymenophorea; Peniculida; Parameciidae
Exons: 3
Biological process (GO): protein phosphorylation
Molecular function (GO): protein kinase activity; ATP binding
Source: RefSeq, a predicted model, not a curated record
AUGAAUUUUGACAAAGAAUUAAUGAAAACAGAGCAUUUAACAAGCAUCUAAUCUACAGCUUUUCUAAUUUAUUUAGUCAAAAUUCAAGAUAAGAGCUAUUUUGGUUACAUUCUAAAAUAGGAAUACUAAAAUAAAUAUCACUUAGACGAAUUUAUUGCAAUUGAUAUGCAGUAGUAAAAUGAAAUUAAAUAUAUACGAAAAUUAAAUAAAAAAGUAAGGUAAGGUUUUUAUACCUUUGAGACAUAUAAUUAAUACACUCUUUUAUCAGAACUUAAAUAAUUGCAGGAAUAGGUGAUUUUAAAAAUCUGCUAGGACAUUCUAAUGGCCUUAUUUGCUCUUCAUUAAAAAGGAAUUUUGGGUAGAUGUUUUAAUGUUAACAAUAUAUUGUUUAUUGAGAAUCAGCAUUCAGUUCUGAUGGAAUAUGGGUUUUACCCUGAUUUAGAAUUCUAAGUUCCAGAAAUGAUUUACAAUCAGGCCUAUAAUGAGAAAAUAGAUAUAUUUUUGUUAGGAAGAGUUCUAUUUUACUUGAUGGUUGGCAAGGAUUUGCCAUAAUUUAAUAUGAAAAAUUUAAAUGAGGCUUCAACUGAUAUCAAUUUAGCAAUUGCAUCAACAAAAUAUUCAGAUGGCUUGAAGAAUUUAGUUAUAUCUAUGUUAUCUAUUGAUGUAAAUAAAAGAAUAGAGUAUGUGCAACUAUUUGCUAAAUUUAAAAAUAAUUAACUUUACUCGCUUUAAGAAUAGUUUUACAAAUAGAAUACAUUUAAGAAUCUAACAAAAAAUAUUAUUGAAAAAAGAGAAUAUGAUGAUAUCAUAAAAUUUGAGGAACCGGAAAUCUUUGAAAUUUAAGAUACCUAAGAUUUCGCAAAUAUGAUAAAAGACUAGCAAAUUAAAGUAUCAUACAAUUUGCUAUCGGAUAAGAGCACCAUAGAUUAAUCUUAAAGUAUGGGUUCUUUCAAUCCCCCUGAUUAUGAAGACUAUAACAAAUUCACAUCCCUUAAUUAAUAAUAGAUUAUUAGCAAAGUGAGUGGAACAUAGAAGACCACAACAAUAAAACAGGAUACUGAAGAAAUUAAAAUAAAGAAGACUAUCCUUGAAAACGAAUAAUUCUUAAGAGUAUUACCAUAUCUGAAUUCUGAUCUUACUCAAGAUCUUUUGAUUUGGAAUCAAAUAUAUUUUUAUCUGUAUCGUUUUUCUCUGAUGGAGAAAUUGAUAGAAGAAUUGCAAUCGCAUUUAUAAUGCAAAAAUAAUUACUUAAUUUCGAUUGCUAUUUACGGAAUGAAAAAGGCUGAAUUGAUAUUAAAGAGAGAAUAUCAAGUUUCCUUAGAAAAAUGCUAGAAUCUAUACUAUAUACCAGUAGAGGAGUGGCAAAAAUUUAUCAAUUCAGUAGAGUAUAAAAAGAUGAGCAGUAAGAUAAAAUUUGAUAUUGAUGUGAACUAACGUCUAUUAUUAUAGAAGGAUUAUGUUUAGUUAAAGAAAGUUCUAGAUUAAUACAAGAAUGAGGGAUUGUUAAAGGACUUAUACAAAUUUAUUGAAUAAUAUUUGAAUGAUAAUUCUGAACUGAACGAUUUUGAGUUUAUCAAGCGUUAAUACAGAUAUAUCUUAACAAAUAUUUUGUCGCUUUUUGAGUCUUCAGAGGAUAAAUAGAAUACUUAUAUCAAAUUGCUAAUUAUGAUGUGCAUUUUGAUCAAAAGAGUUUGUGAUACACUAAGUAUUCCCCAUCAUUUCAAGACAAUUUGCAAGUUUCUGAAAACUGAUUAAAUAAAUUCAAUAGUGCAAAUUGAAUCUUUUCUCAAGAAUGGCACUGCAUAAGAUUUCAUUGCCUAAUAUGAGGAAUUAAAGCAAUGCUAUUUUUCAGGUUGAAGAAUUAUUGAUUGAUGAUAUCAAUAUUACAAUUU